This is a messenger RNA of Dipodomys ordii (Ord's kangaroo rat), 2375 nucleotides long. RefSeq names its product interleukin 1 receptor accessory protein-like 2 (gene Il1rapl2). Lineage: Eukaryota; Metazoa; Chordata; Mammalia; Rodentia; Heteromyidae. Bases 18 to 2081 code for a protein of 687 amino acids. Gene Ontology annotation, biological process: signal transduction. The transcript is spliced from 10 exons. The record is from RefSeq and is a predicted model, not a curated record. Gene Ontology annotation, molecular function: interleukin-1, type II, blocking receptor activity.
CUGCCAAAGAGUGAAGGAUGAAGCUGUCAUAUUUUUUGAUCCUGGUGGUCUUCUAUUCUGCAGUCAAUGCAAAUUUGAAGAUGGUGUCAAAGAGAAAUUCAGUGGAUGGCUGUAUUGACUGGUCAGUGGAUCUCAAGACAUACAUGGCUUUGGCAGGAGAACCAGUCAGAGUGAAAUGUGCCCUUUUCUACAGUUACAUCCGCACCAACUACAGCAUGGCCCAGAGUACUGGGCUCAGACUUAUGUGGUACAAAAACAAAGGUGAUUUGGAAGAGCCCAUCAUCUUCUCAGAGGUCAGGAUGAGCAAAGAGGAAGACUCAAUAUGGUUUCACUCAGCUGAGGCCCAAGACAGUGGAUUCUACACUUGUGUUUUAAGAAACUCAACUUAUUGCAUGAAGGUGUCAAUGUCCUUGACUGUUGCAGAAAAUGAAUCAGGCCUGUGCUACAAUAGCAGGAUCCGCUAUUUAGAAAAAUCCGAAGUCACUAAAAGAAAGGAGAUCUCCUGCCCAGACAUGGAUGACUUCAAAAAGUCUGAUCAGGAACCCGAUGUUGUGUGGUACAAGGAAUGCAAGCCAAAAAUGUGGAGAAGCAUAAUAAUACAAAAGGGAAAUGCUCUUCUAAUCCAGGAAGUUCAAGAAGAAGAUGGAGGAAAUUACACGUGUGAACUUAAGUAUGAAGGAAAACUUGUAAGAAGAACAACUGAAUUGAAAGUUACAGCUUUACUCACAGACAAGCCUCCCAAGCCAUUGUUCCCCAUGGAGAAUCAGCCAAGUGUUAUAGAUGUCCAGCUGGGUAAGCCUCUAAACAUACCAUGCAAAGCAUUCUUUGGAUUCAGUGGAGAAUCUGGGCCAAUGAUCUACUGGAUGAAAGGGGAGAAGUUUAUUGAAGAAUUGGCAGGUCACAUUAGAGAAGGUGAAAUAAGACUCCUCAAAGAACAUCUUGGAGAAAAAGAAGUUGAGCUGACACUCAUCUUUGACUCAGUGGUGGAGGCAGACUUAGCUAAUUAUACCUGUCAUGUGGAAAACCGAAAUGGACGGAAACAUGCCAGUGUUCUACUGCGUAAAAAGGAUUUAAUAUACAAAAUUGAACUUGCAGGAGGUCUGGGAGCAAUCUUCCUCCUCCUCAUAAUGUUAGUAGUCAUCUACAAAUGCUACAACAUUGAGCUUAUGCUUUUCUACAGACAACGUUUUGGAGGGGAUGAAACUACUGAUGACAACAAGGAAUAUGAUGCUUAUCUUUCAUACACAAAAGUGGAACAAGAUACUUUAGACUGUGACAAUCCUGAAGAAGAGCAGUUUGCUCUUGAAAUACUGCCAGAUGUCCUGGAAAAGCAUUAUGGAUAUAAACUCUUCAUUCCAGAAAGAGACCUGAUUCCAAGUGGAACAUACAUUGAAGAUCUCACAAGAUGUGUUGAGCAAAGCAGAAGACUUAUUAUCGUGCUAACUCCAGACUAUAUUCUCAGACGGGGAUGGAGUAUUUUCGAACUGGAAAGCAGACUCCAUAAUAUGCUAGUCAGUGGUGAAAUCAAAGUGAUUUUGAUUGAGUGUACAGAGUUAAAAGGAAAGGUGAAUUGCCAGGAAGUUGAAUCACUAAAACGCAGCAUCAAACUUCUGUCCCUGAUCAAGUGGAAGGGACCCAAAAGCAGCAAAUUAAAUUCAAAAUUUUGGAAGCACUUAGUAUAUGAAAUGCCUAUCAAGAAAAAAGACAUGCUAUCUCGGUGCCAUGUUCUGGAUUCUGCAGAACAAGGACUUUUUGGAGAACUUCAGCCUAUACCCUCUAUUGCUAUGACCAGUACCUCAGCCACUCUGACAUCACCUCAAGCCGAUCUCCCUGAUUUCCACCAUUCAGAUUCAAUGCAAAUGAGGCAUUGUUGCAGAGGUUAUAAACACAAUAUAGCAUCCACCACCUUGCCAGUUCCUUCCUUAGCCAACCAUCACACUUACUGCAAUUUGCCUCUGACACUACUCAAUGGACAGCUCCCCCUUAAUAAUUCCCCCAAGGAUAUUGAGGAACUUCCUAGGAACAAUUCCCUGCUUCCUUUAUCAUCUAAAGAGCUUAGCUUUACCAGUGAUAUUUGGUAGUGGAAAAAAACAACAGAAUUCCUUUGAACAGUUAUAUGAGCAUACUUAACUUCUGCCAUAUUAAAUACGAAAAACCUAAAAACAUUGAGGUGCUGAAAAGUGGAAGAUAAAGGCACAAGAAUCAUUUUUGUACCUAAAUAAUUUUGUUUACAUUUCCAGAAUAGUGGGCAGGGUGGGUGGGGGAAAGGACUUGCUUUUGUAGUAUGGGACCUUGUUCCAAUGUAUAGUUUUGAUUUUGUCCUGAAAAAUUUUAAUUCUGUUUUAAAGCAAGUUUUUAUGAUGCCACAUAGACUA